UCCUUUGAAAUAAAAAAAUAGAGGCUCUUCCCUUUGUCCGAUAAGUAUUCAUGAAAGUGCUUGCUCUAGCUCUUUCAAGUUUCUUUAGCGACUGUUCCGUCACAUGCAAUGUCUUCCAGUACUCCAGAGGACAAUUCCAUCUCUUUGCUCUAUAAAUGGAAGCCCCAUCCAUCUCUCCAUCUCAUUCUACUCUUUGUUCUCUCCAUUUCUUUUCUUCUUAUUGAGAGGUAAAGAAAGAUUGAUUGUAGUUGCAAUGGCAGCAAAGCAUUCUCGUGCCGCCUACUCACUGCUGGUGUUCCUUCUACUGGCGUUGUGCCUCAUUGGAAGCGUGCAUGGACAGCUGAAGCCUUCAGAUUGCCAACCGAGAUGCCAAUACCGGUGCUCGGCGACGUCGCACAAGAAGCCAUGCAUGUCCUUCUGCCUCAAAUGUUGCGCCCAGUGCCUGUGUGUGCCGCCUGGCACCUCCGGCAAUAAGCAAAUGUGUCCCUGCUACAACAACUGGAAGACCAAGGAAGGUGGGCCCAAGUGCCCCUAGCUUUGUCCCUAGGCAUAUGUAUCUACAAUUUAUUUAUUGUAUGGAUUUCCUAUUUAUUUUGUCAACGGUUGACACGCUGUUCACCAUUGCUGUUUUAGUUCUCAAGGCGGAGGAGAGAUUCGUGGGAAAUGUGAAUCCCCUCUUUCGAUCUGGCUAAUAAUAUCUACUAAUAAGAGUUCAAGUGAUUUUGAGAGUUCUCCAAAUUAGGAUUGCUAAUUGCUAUUUGAUUUUGGUAUCUGGUCCGUGUGCUAAUUCUUGGUUGGUGCAUGAGGCCGCAUACCACACCUAAGUUGCCCGACGUAUUUGGUUCUUCUAAUUUCUAAAGGAUAAUUGUUAUUUCG
This is a messenger RNA of Elaeis guineensis (African oil palm), 876 nucleotides long. Its product is annotated as protein RSI-1. The record is from RefSeq and is a predicted model, not a curated record. NCBI's taxonomy places the organism in Eukaryota, Viridiplantae, Streptophyta, Magnoliopsida, Arecales, Arecaceae.